AUGAAACGGGGGCCACAGCCUAAGGUUGAAGAAGCCACAAGUCCAGAAAACUGUGAGGGCAAAUCUUUGGGGGUCCCCCCCCCAGGUCCCUCAGGUCCCCAAGGUCCCUCAGGUCCCCCAGGUCCACCCAGGUCCCUCCAGGUCCCCCAGGUCCUCCCAGGUCCCCCCAGGUCCCCAGGUCCCUCAGGUCCCCCAGGUCCCCAGGUUCACCCAGGUCCCCUAGGUCCCCAAGGCCCCCAGGUCCCCAGGUCCUCCAGGUCCCCCCAGGUCCCCCAGGUCCCCAAGGUCCCCAGGUCCCCAGGUCCCCCAGGUCCCCCAGGUCCCCCCAGGUACCCCAAGGUCCCCAAGGUCCCCCCAGGUCCCCCAGGUCCCGACUAA
Messenger RNA from Homarus americanus (American lobster), 378 nucleotides. RefSeq names its product basic salivary proline-rich protein 1-like. Lineage: Eukaryota; Metazoa; Arthropoda; Malacostraca; Decapoda; Nephropidae. The coding region runs from base 1 to 378 and encodes 125 amino acids. The transcript is spliced from 2 exons. The record is from RefSeq and is a predicted model, not a curated record.